AUGUUCCGCCAUUUUCAGAUGCCCCCUCCCCCGAAUGGGAAUGCCUCCCAUUCCGAUACCACUGGAAGACCCAAGGAUCGUACUCGCCGGGCAUGCGAGCGCUGUCGCCAGAUGAAAAUCAAGUGUGACGGCGUCUCUACCUGCAAUCACUGUCGUACCUCCUUCAAUGAAUGUGUGUAUCCGGAGCCACGGCGCAAGCGCAAAGCUUCCCCGCAUUUCGAUCGUCUGCAGGAGUUGGAGAAGAGGGUCAAGGCGAUGGAGGAAUCCUAUCAGACCAUUUCUGCCACCAAAGAUUCAUCUCAGUCCCCCAGCUCGGCGACGCAACACCAUCCCCCGUCAACCGCCGGCGUCAAUGAUGUCGGCCACGACCCGACAGAUGCCCAGCCUCAGGCCCAGUCAAGCCAAGGAGAAGCUCGCUUCGGAUUUUCAUCCGCCGACCGUGCUUUUAUUGAGCGCCUCAAGGCGGAGCUGGGAGACUGGCCCGGCGCGGACUUCGACAGCCGGCUACGUAUACGAGAGAAACCCGGGGUGAAAUUGUUCCAGUCAGCCAACCCGGCACCGCGGGUCGUCUGCUUACCACCCCGUGAGCGAGCGGAGCACCUAAUCAACAUAGCGCUGGAUGCAAGCGUCCUCUAUCAUGUCGUGCACCGACCCACGUUUGACUCGGCGUUCGAACUCCUCUACAGCCUGGAUCGGAGCGACUAUGGGGAAGGGGAAAUGCGCCAUAUCCCGCUCGUUUAUGCCCUCAUGGCCUUGGGCUGCCUGUUUGAGAAGAUCGGCGAGGGCUCUUCGGAAAGCGGGGACGACAUGACCGCGGAGAGAACGAAAUAUUUCUCCACAUGCCGUGAUCUAGUGGAUCUGCACGACUGCAAUGAUAUCGUUACCUUACAAGCAAUCUUCUAUAUGAACCUAUUCAUCUUGAGCACGGAGAGGCUAUCACCGUGCUAUACAUGCCUGUCACACGCAUUCUCUCUCGCCGUUCGCAUGAAUCUCCAGCUGCCAAAUACGAGGGACAAUCUAAUCGUCGCCGAGAUCAAGAGGCGACUUUUUUGGUCUCUGCGACAAUUACUGAUGGUCGUAGCCUCGAUGUGCGGCUAUCCGCGGCCGAUCAACAGCAACGAAGUCGACAUCGAACAGCCGCUAGAUCUGGACGAUAACGACCUUAAGUCGACCAGGAUAUCGCAAGCCUUACAAGACCCGGCACUGAUUCGGAGUAUGUCUGGAUCUGUCGCGCUGUUGAAGCUCCACAAUAUUCUGGAUCGAAUAGUUCGAGAGCUUUAUCCGUCAGGAGGCGUCCGGCGCAAAACCAACAGCGGAUCCAUGAGCCACCGGGUGAGCAACGACAUUGUCACGCAGCUCGAAGCGGAGCUGCAGAAGUGGUCCACAUCGCUCCCACUGGGGUAUAAACGGGGAACAAGUCGAUACGCCCCCCACUUAGAGAAGGCGAAAUACGAGCUAUGGAUGACAUAUGCACACGUCCAAAUUCUUCUAUAUCGACCGUUCCUGCACUACUUCGUCGACAGCACCGAGGGGAACGGCCAUGCCGAACACGGAUUUCACAAGUACGCCUCGGCGUGUGUUGACGCCAGCCGCAAUCUUAUCCAUUUGACCGAGGAUAUGCACCGGGACGGUCUCCUAUAUGGAGCUCACUGGAGGAUUGCGUACAUGGUCUGCACAGCAGGUCUAUCAUUGAUAUAUGUGGUGGUGGGCUCUAAGAACCCGGACACGGCAAGAAAUCUCAAGAUGGAUUUGAACACAGCAAAGAGAAUGCUGAUGUGCCUCACCCCUUACAGUUCUCAUUCCCGUCGCCUGCAUGUGGCAUUAACGGUACUGACAGCUACGUUCACAAAAUCGGAUCACGGCUCGCAGUCGCAAAGUCCGAAUGACACCGCCGAGGCAGUUGCGGAUAAAGCCAGCGAGCCGUAUACGGGACCGACGACAAGACAGGGUCAUGCUGCAUCACCUCAGGGGAAGCAGAAAUAUAACGGUCCUGGAGCGGGUGAAGUGGUUGCCCCCAGUUCAGGGUCAUUCACGCGCGGCGUGGAGACGCAUCCUUCCCAGUCUAGUUCGGUCGAAGCAUACGGCAUGAUUCCUGUAUCACAGCCUCCGUUAUCUCAUUUAGAUUCCACCCCGGUACCGUCAGGGUAUGUGGUUCCCCCACUCCAACCAGGUGCGCCAUGCACGACUAUGCCAACUCCGGCGCCCGAAAACACCACUCCCCAGACAGCUGAGCGAGUUAUGGAGGCGCUGGCCGGGGCUGCUGCCACUUAUGGACCGGAGCCAGGGCUCGGAGAUCAGACGUACUACCUGGAAGCGCGACCCUUUAAUUUGCAACGACCUACGGAAGGCGAGGAUUACCUGUUCGGGAGAGAGUUUGGGGAAUUUGACGGGAUGACGGGGGAUUUACUCAGCUUCGACUAUCUAUUUUAG
Aspergillus luchuensis is the source of this 2430-nucleotide messenger RNA. RefSeq lists its product as uncharacterized. The transcript has 5 exons. Gene Ontology annotation, molecular function: zinc ion binding; DNA-binding transcription factor activity, RNA polymerase II-specific; sequence-specific DNA binding. The record is from RefSeq and is a predicted model, not a curated record. Gene Ontology annotation, biological process: DNA-templated transcription; positive regulation of transcription by RNA polymerase II. Gene Ontology annotation, cellular component: nucleus. Lineage: Eukaryota; Fungi; Ascomycota; Eurotiomycetes; Eurotiales; Aspergillaceae. Bases 1 to 2430 code for a protein of 809 amino acids.